GCCCAGGGCCCGCCCCGCGGCUCGGGGGCGCGCGCGCGCGCGUGCGGGAGGGGGCGGGUUGGGAAGGAUCGCUGGCGAGAUCCCGAGGCGAGGCUCGCGCGCCCGCCCCCGCCCUGGCCCCCAGCGCCCACCCGGUCCGCCCGGCUCAGCCAUGAUCAAGGCGAUCCUCAUCUUCAACAACCACGGGAAGCCGCGGCUCUCCAAGUUCUACCAGCCUUACAGUGAAGAUACACAACAGCAAAUCAUCAGGGAGACAUUCCAUUUGGUAUCUAAGAGAGAUGAAAAUGUUUGUAAUUUCUUAGAAGGAGGAUUAUUAAUUGGAGGAUCUGACAACAAACUAAUUUAUAGACAUUAUGCAACGUUAUAUUUUGUCUUCUGUGUGGAUUCUUCAGAAAGUGAACUUGGCAUUUUAGAUCUAAUUCAAGUAUUUGUGGAAACAUUAGACAAGUGUUUUGAAAAUGUCUGUGAACUGGAUUUAAUUUUCCAUGUAGACAAGGUUCACAAUAUUCUUGCAGAAAUGGUGAUGGGGGGAAUGGUAUUGGAGACCAACAUGAAUGAGAUUGUUACACAAAUUGAUGCACAAAAUAAACUGGAGAAAUCUGAGCAAAUAGUUUACACUGGCCUAUUUUGUAUCAGUCAAGAUUUUUCUCAGGCUGGCUUAGCGGGAGCUCCAGCCCGUGCUGUUUCAGCUGUAAAGAAUAUGAAUCUUCCUGAGAUCCCAAGAAAUAUUAACAUUGGUGACAUCAGUAUAAAAGUGCCAAACCUGCCCUCUUUUAAAUAAAAAAAAUUUAAAAGGCCACUCCCAGGUAAAAUCCAGGGGGGAAAGUCAUCUAAGUUUACCAUGCAGUUGUUUACCAAAAAUAGAGGAGGAGAGUCCUACAUUUUGCUCUUGGAUUUAAGUCGAGGUACUGUAUAGAAGUUGUGUAAAAUCAAUAUGGCGGUUCAAUGUUGUUUUUCUUGUUCAGUGAUUUUAAAGAAAUUGAGUAGUUUCAGUGUGAUUUUUUAAAAAUUUCUUUUCUAAACUGCAUUCCUAUGCCCACCUAAGGCAUGCUUCUAUGUAUUGGCUACAACAGUAUUUCAGAAAGUGUUUGAAACAUUUCUUUAAAUUAUGUACAACCCAAAAUGUUGGUGGUGUUUUGUAUGGAUCACAAGUAUAGCAUUCCUUAAUUCUUUCUGUUAUUUGUCACAACUGUUAUUUAAAGAAUCAAGUAUGUAUUGCAUGAAAACAUUUUGACCUUUUCCUCUUAGUUUAAAUAAACUCCAAGGUAACUGGA
Molecule: messenger RNA, 1274 nt
Organism: Eptesicus fuscus (big brown bat)
Lineage: Eukaryota; Metazoa; Chordata; Mammalia; Chiroptera; Vespertilionidae
Gene: AP3S1
Product: adaptor related protein complex 3 subunit sigma 1
Exons: 7
Coding region: 152-781 (209 amino acids)
Biological process (GO): Golgi to vacuole transport; intracellular protein transport
Cellular component (GO): AP-3 adaptor complex; intracellular membrane-bounded organelle; membrane coat
Source: RefSeq, a predicted model, not a curated record